Camellia sinensis is the source of this 4432-nucleotide messenger RNA. The record is from RefSeq and is a predicted model, not a curated record. NCBI's taxonomy places the organism in Eukaryota, Viridiplantae, Streptophyta, Magnoliopsida, Ericales, Theaceae.
AGAAAUUUGAGAAAUACUUAGCCAAUAGUACCCUCUCUUUCUUCUUUUUUUUCCCCUUUUUUUCAAAAUUCUAAUAAUCCAACAAACAGCAGAGAGAAAAAUAUGGAUGAUCCGGCUUCGGCUCCGGCGCCUCAAGAGAUGACAUACGUUGAUCAUGUCAAACAACGUCAAGCGGAUAAAGGCUGCCUCUAUGCUUGCCUAUUUGCGAUGUGUUGCUGCUUUUGCUGCUACGAGACUUGUGAGUGUUGUUUGGAUGUUCUCUGUUGUAAAUGCUCCUAAUUUAUGUAUGUAGAAGAAGGGAGGUGGGAUUAUUGUGUGACAGUUAUGUGCGUGUGUUUUCUCAUCCUAGCUUCUUCGUUGUUCCUUUAUAUUUCAGUUAUAUUUGGUCACCUCAGGUGACCUAAGUGAGUGUAACGAUUGAGUUUGUAAAUUUGGAUUUGUUUGAAAUUAUUGGUUGCCCUCUUUUACUUCAAAUAAAAUAAAGCCUCAAAUAUUUGACUAUUUAUUAUAAUGUACAUUCACAAACUCAUAGCUUUGAUUUUUUAUUUUUUAUUUUCGGUAGAAAGGGAAGAGUGAGCCACAUUGCUUACUAGCGAAACAUGAAUCCGAAUAUUACACCCUAAGCAAGCAUAAUUGAUUAAAAUGGGUAAUUAACCAUUUAAUAGUUUGCCAAUAUGAGGCAUGGGAACCCUAUAAAUAAACAUAAGAAGAGCAAUGUAGAACAUUAUAAAAUAUAUAUAUAUAUAUAUAUAUUGUCUCAAUUUCUUAUGGUUUUCUCCGAAACAUGUUGACACGUAAGGUGAUAAACAUAUUAUAGUAAGAAAAGAUGGUUAUCUUCAUAUUAUUUAAAGUAAAACGGGGCCAUUAUUAAACCACAAUUUCAAUGCUAGUAAUACAUAGUCAAUCUCUUCAUUUCGAUGUGAGCAGUGGGCUCAUAUAUAACUCUCCCCAUAAUGUGAAUCGAUUUAAAUCAAGGCCAUGAAUAUUCUCAACCAAUCUAAUAAAUCUACUUAGUUUAUACAUUUCUUUAUAAUGUGCAAUAAAUAAAUAAAUUAAUUAACUUCAAAAUUUCAGGCAAGACAAACUUUAAUAAAUAUUAUAAUAGGUGUCUGUGGGUACUUGUAUCAAGCUCGAUAUGUGGUAAGCCCUACAAGUGCCACAUCACCAAAACCCCACCCACAUGGCAGACCAAUAAGGCACCACGUCGGGCAUGUCGUAUGUUUGCUACAUGGCAAGCCCUACGGGCGUUAUGUGCCAAGGCAGCCAAGACUAUAUGCUUAGCCUAAGCGGGAGCAUACAUAUAAGCCCAAAUAUAUCUAGAUAUGAAGAGCCCUGCAACAGGCAGCACCAUGGCCCCAGGGCCCAUGGUCCUUCAUAUCUCGCUCCAAGGCCAAACAACAAUACAAUCAGCUCCCGGUUCACUUGGACUUGGAUUGAUAAACAAUGGCUCUCCUAAACAUUGAGAUAGGCCUGCGGCCCAACCUCCUGCUUGGUCGCCUAGAGGCGAGCCCCUGGCUCUCUUAAACACUAAGGUGGGCCCUGGCCCAUUUAUCUACUUGGAUGCCUAGGUUGGGAGCAGGACCCAGGUACUACUGCUCGGGAUCAUCAGAGGAUACUGGACUGGCGGUUGAGGUCAUGGGAUCGCCGAGAUGUUUGUCUUCUUGCUAAGACAACUCCAUCUCGACUAGGCUUGGAGAAGAGGCAAUAAUGACCUUACGUUCAUGUCAUCCGAUGUAUAUACGAAACGUUACUUUCUGCCUGUCAUGAAACGUUGCUCUCCGCCUGCCGUCAAACCACAAACGACAGAAGGGCUUAUAUCACUUCUGGCAGAGUUGAGGAGAACGAGCCACCUGUCCAACAGUUUGCUUGGGCUCCAAUACUCUUGUGGCCUAUAUAACGUAUCGUAUAUGCAGCGAGACACAACAACAACAAUACAACCAAGUCUCAUGCUUAAACACCCUCUUUCACUUUACAUUAAUAUUCAAGGUCUAUCACUGCCAACCUCUCCCUCUCCAAGCUUGCCUUGACCUCUUCCUCUCCACCUCCGGUGAUCUCAAGCCAUUGAAGUGCCCGCCAUCUUCCCGGACUACCUUUAACCACACCUCUCACCCACAUUAUACUCUGCUGGGGAAGAGUGGUGCUUGCUUCACAUGGCACCCAAAAAGAACACUGGAACUGCAAUAGCGACAUCCCAAGGUGGCGGUAGGGAGACCUUAGCGGUGACCUCAGAACACAACUCCGGCAGCUCUCCGGAAGAACAAACCUCCUAACCGGUUAUAGCAAAUCAGCUACGUGUAUUGACUGAGAGCGUCACCUCCCUUCAACAGAACCAACAAAUUUUAAUGGACGCCCUGCUAGCCUUACAAAGGGCAUCUACGCUCCCAUCAUCAUCUAACCCUCCUACAUCAUCUCAAAAUGGCACUCCGCCAUUAGCCCAGAAUGGCUCAGAAGCCAACCUCACUACGCAAAACGACUUGCGAACCCAAGCAGAAGGACAAACAGCCCCCUCGCUCCCUCCAUUAGCUCCCAGCCAGACACCCCCACCACACGUUGGGUCCAUUAGUGGAGCUCCCACUGCAGUGGCUUCGACUGGCUCCCCAACUCUUCCAGCAAAUCAGAACUUUUCCCAGCCAUUAACAUUGGAGGUCGUAAAAGAGCACAUAAAUAGCCUACUUCAGAUGAACAAAGGUCACAUUCCUACCUCUGCAGAAUUGAACCUCCGUCCCCCUUACCCUAUUCACAUCGCAAGUCUUCCAUAUCCAGUGGGAUAUACAGUACCCAAAUUUGUCUGUUUCGACGGACGAAAAGGGAACGCCAGAGAGCAUGUUUCACGCUUUCUUGACGCCCUUGGAGCUCACCGAGAAGACCGAAACCUUCCCAUAAGGGAAUUCUCCAAAUCCCUCAUAGAUCGAGCAUUCUCGUGGUAUGCCAACCUUGCUGUUGGCUCUAUUUCUUCAUGGGAAGACUUGGUAAAAAAGUUUUACAUCAAGUUCUUCUACGUUGAAGAAAGGUUAACCACCCUUCAUCUUAUGAGGGAAACACAACGACUUGGAGAGGACAUUCUCGUUUACGUCCGCCGUUUCAGAGAAAAAGCAGUAGAUAUACAAGUACCCACAAUAAUCAUCAAUAUCCUCUCACAAAGACCGACAGAGAGAGAUCUAGACCACCACAUCUCCAUCAUGUCAGCACCAUUGGAAAACCCAAAUGAAAAUUUGGGACUUGGGUGGGACAUAGAGAACUUUGCAGAUCUCAACAUGGGAGAAGAGAGCGCUUCCCACAACGCUCAGUCAAACAUCUUCUACAACAUUCCACUUAACAUUCUCUUCUUCAACACUGAGGGCGUCGCUCGCCCUAACUUUCUCCAACACUACAUGCACCUACAUUCUAGCGGACGCUUCCACCUCAUCAUCAUCACAAACACAAAAAAAAAAGGGAAAGCGAGGCCCAGUUCAUGAGCCAAAUCAUGGGUUACUCCAACACCAAGACCAUGAACCCACCUCCCAGCAGCAUGGAAAGAGUAACGGACGGAAUUUGGUGCCUAUGGAAUGAAGCUGAAAUCUCAUGUGAUGUAAUAGAGAUCCCGUGGAAUCAAGCCAUCGCCCAACAAGCCCACAUCUUUAUUCGGCCGGCUACAUAGCCAAUCUAUGGGAGAUUCGAAGCAUACCUCACGGAAGAUAACUCUAAGAAGACGAUACCCAGAUUGUUGUUUAGCUUCCAACGCACCAGGUCCUCCUCACCCAACUCGCAACUGUGGUUCGCCACUUCCCAACUCCCCCUCCUCGCUUCUCACCUUCUCUAUCACCUGUCAAUUACCGAGAUUUUGCCCAUUUCCCUCAAGAAUCGACGACAGCAACUAAUCCCCAAAAUCCUUUAGCAAAGAAAUCAAAACCCUAGCCCUCCUCUAAUGUCAGCUCACACUCCUUCACUUCUGCGCAGAAUCUUCGAUCAAGAUCCAAACCCAUUUCCUUUGGCAAAACACUGUGUUCGCAGAACCUUUUAAAAAUCGAUUUCAAACAUUGGCAAUACAGACGACCAACCCCAGCGGCAGACCCAGAACCACCCUUACGGCUCGCCGACGGCAACCUCUACGCUUCGCAGGUAACUCUCUUCCUUCUCGCCUCUCUUCUCUCUUCGUGCCGUCUCGGAGCUCGUCGGCGGCAAGCUUUUUUCCCUUCCACGGCUGUCAACCUUCUCUCCCAGUUGAACUUUGGAUUUUCUAGUCUUUCACUCUAAGUGGGAUUCUAGGUUUUGGUUAGAGAGAAAACCAAAGGUAUACCCAGACACAAAUCUUCCCAAACAGUUUUCCUAAUGGUAUAGGAAACCUAGUUGCAGAUAACCAUGUCAAUAAAACAUCCUUGCACACCUUGGGUAAAGGGAGAAGACGUGGGUAGCAACCGGAUAAUACAGAGUCCCUCUCUGAUCUAGUUCAAAA